Drosophila miranda is the source of this 1731-nucleotide messenger RNA. RefSeq lists its product as uncharacterized. The transcript has 2 exons. The coding region runs from base 686 to 1357 and encodes 223 amino acids. The record is from RefSeq and is a predicted model, not a curated record. Lineage: Eukaryota; Metazoa; Arthropoda; Insecta; Diptera; Drosophilidae.
CUUAGCAUAUGAAUCGCAUUAUGUUCUGUUUUGUUGUCCCCAUCUUCAGAUCUAAUCCAUAUUUGAGAGAGUCAUCAUUCAGCUUGGAUCGGAGCUGUCCGACGGCCAUAUCGAGUGACAAGACAAACGAUAAUCGAGCUUCGAUGCUUUUGAUGCGCAUUGUCAGGCACGGCACAAAGAGUCGAGUCGGUGAUUAAAAAUCAAUAUAAAUUCACUACAAAGGAGUCUCUGCUCUGAGCUGGCCACGCUUCUACAUCUCUAUAUAGAAACUAUUAUGCAAAUGAGCCCUAGAUGAGCGAAUAGCCCACCUCUUGUAAGGCGACCACUCAUAAAGUUGAUUUAUUCAGUUGUUUUAAAUCAAAUCUGCAUAAUUAUAAUGGCGUGAACACCCCAAAGAAGUCGCCCGGCCGUCUGUGCCAAAAAAACCCCAACUAUCUGGCUAUCUGGCUAUCUGUGGGAUCUCAGUCAUCAAGUCAGCUGAGAAAUGGCAGAGAUUGUCUUAGUAGGGGCUUGGCUUGGUAUAGGUAGUGGGAAUGGGAAUCUGUUGAUCGAUUAAACUGGAUUGCAAAAUAUAUAUUUAGUCGCUCACUGAAGGUGAUCUUCGAAGCGAUCUUCUAUGCAUAAAUCACGUGCCAGUGCCAGUGCCAGCCGCCGAAAACCGAAAAAUUAGUCGGAGGAACAGAGCAUGGAGAACGGAGGGAGAAUGUCUAUGACUGGGCCCCGAACGCUGCUCGGACGGCUAGAAAUUUAUGUAAAUGCAUGGAUGGAAAUGGAGAUGGCAAUGGAGACCCUGAACUUGAAACGAGUCGAUGGAGGAGAAUGGCGGACGCGGACCCACCAAAGCGGCUCGCCUGUGCUCAGUCUGUUGUUGAGCCAAACGGAGAGCGGUCGAAGAUCGUGCCGGAAUCGAAAGAUAAUUCAUAGGGAAAACAUGUACAAGUCGUGCUUUUGGUUGCUGCUCGUCUCAAUGCUGGCUGUGGUUGGAGCCGGCACUCAGAGUCGGGAGUAUUUGCCUCGCCGCCAGCCUCAACCGUACUUCUACUCGAUGCCAGCGCCAAGCACCAUGGCAGCACUACGGCGGAUUAUCCAAGGCCAUCUGCAACGCUUUCAGCAGGCGGACAGUCCGCAGUUCUCGCGGCGAGCCCUCAAUCAGCAGGCCAAAACGGAAGUGGGCUCCAAGAUGCAGUUGCUGGUCUACGUCCGCAUGCCCGCCGCCUCGGAGCACAUACUGGACUACGCCCUGCCACCGAAUACGCCGACACCAAAGAACUAUGCACAGAAUUUCCUGCCCGACGGCAAGGAUGUGGUACCCGGAAGCUCUUACAUACCGCUGCGAUUACUCUUGAUACGACGCUGAGUUGUUGUCGCGCUGUCGGCGGCGGCACCGUGUGUUGUUCAAACGAGUUCGGCAUCGGUAUCGGCUUCGGCUUCUGGGCUGUGGAAUGCCGUCGCGAAUCGCAGCGGAGGCAACCAGUAGAUGAGGCUAAUUUGUUUUAAUCUUGCUGGUUCUUAUAGUAGUAUACAUAUAACUUAACGAUAUUUUAAUUUUUUGUUUUAAGGCCAGUGCUGGCAUUUAAGUGCGACAAUCUAAUUUAAGCCAAAACACAACAUCCACGCGAUCCCCAUCCCUUCCCCUGCACCCACCUCAGCCAUGACUAUGAGUUACGACCCUAUCACAUCCAAUAAAGCCGAGUGAGCGACCUGCCGUCGUAAUAAUCUAUGAAAACAAAA